AUGGAGAGCAUGAGGGGCAUCUUGCAUAAGACCAGCGUCCAGGAAGCUCAAGAACGGCAGGCAGCAGCUUCACUCGCUGGGCAAAAGAGAAGCUGGUCAACAAGUAUUGCGACUACAUCUGCUCCCGCUUCAGCUUCCCAAGGCUCGGCCCGGUUUCAAAAUGCCCUUCAUUUUCUCCCACCUGCUACGAGGCUUUCUGCCAGCAAAAUUGUCACGUUUAAUGCAUCAGAGGACCCCUCCGAGUAUACCCAGCGGCGUGUAUUUGCGGCUACGCCGUCUUCUUCCAUAGACCCCGAGCUCGAUCUUGCUCAUCCAGUAUAUAAUCUGCCGCCUCAGCUUAUUAAUAACUUUGCUUCUCUUGGCAUUAAGCAAAUCUACCCAUGGCAGAAAAACUGCCUCAAGGGGCCGGGCUUGCUUACAGGUGCUAAAAAUUUGGUUUAUUGUGCUCCCACAGGUGGUGGCAAGUCGCUUGUUGCUGAUUUACUCAUGCUGAAAAGGAUAAUGGAGGAGCCCGAGACCAAAGCUCUCCUUAUCCUCCCAUAUGUUGCCCUUGUGCAAGAAAAGGUCCGCUGGCUGCGCACUGUUGUUCAGGGACUCACUGCAAACCUGGAUCCUGAAGCACUGGAGAAGCAAAAAGCCAGUAGUAUAUGGCGACUUCGUCCAGAUCAUGAUUCGAUCAAGGUUGUCGGUUUCUUUGGCGGCGGUAAGAUUAGAUCUACGUGGCAGGACUUUGAUAUUGGCAUAUGCACCCUGGAAAAGGCAAACAUGCUCAUCAAUACCGCCAUUGAAGACUCAUCCAUAUCCCAACUGCGAGCUGUAGUCCUCGACGAGCUUCACAUGAUUGAUGAUGAUCACCGCGGUUAUCUUCUCGAGUUGAUAGCAACUAAACUCCUGAGUUUAGAGCAGCCUAUUCAGAUCAUCGGCAUGAGCGCUACUCUUCCCAAUGCGAAUCUGGUCGCCAAAUGGCUUAAUGCACAUUCUUACGAAACUAGAUAUAGACCGAUACCGAUUGAAGAGCACCUAGUUUGCGAAGGAAAAGUUUACCACAUCGGCUCUAACGGUGCUACGACGCAAAAACAAUUAAAAGUCGAUGAGAUAUCAAAGGGUCAGGUGGAUCCUAUAAGACAGAUUGAGAUGUCUAGCCACAAGGAGUUCCGCGAUCCAGUCCUGAAUGCAGUGGUAUCUUUGGCUCAUGAGACCGCCUUGAUGGGCUACGGCGCUUUGGUAUUUGCUGGUAGUCGAGGCAUUUGCGAAUCGGAUGCUCGCCUGAUUAGCAGAGUGAUGCCUCAGCCGCACGAGUUGGACAGCAGAACCAUGGACAAACGGAUGGAUCUACUGAGCGAGCUGCGGAGUCUCAGCACAGGGGCCGAUCCUGUGUUGGAGGAAACCGUCUUGUCCGGCGUGGCAUUUCAUCGUAAGUCCUCCCUCUUUCACAGAGACCUCAUUGCCGAAGCUCCUGCUCGAAGAGUGAUCCUACAUAAUGCAAGGAUGGGACGUGAUUUUGUUGGUCCCUCCAUGCUGAGGCAGAUGAGAGGCCGCGCCGGAAGGCAGGGCAAAUCACCUAUUGGAGAGACAUAUCUAUGCUGUCGCCAAGACGACCUGGAGCAGGUCUUAGAUCUCAUGUAUGCGGAUAUCCCAGAGAUUGCCAGUUGUCUCAACACUGAAAAUAAGCGGGUUCAACGAGCCAUUUUGGAAGUCAUUUCCGUGCGCUUGGCGAACAGCCAAGAAUCUCUCCUUGAAUAUUUUUCUAAUUCUCUCAUAAGCUAUACUCACGAUCGAGAGUUUGUGGAAAACUGCUUAACGUCGGGGCUGGAAGAAAUUCACGACCUAGGGCUAAUUGUCAAUGACUCUUACUCGAGUUUUGCAGCGACGCAGUUGGGCAAAGCCAUUGUUGCAUCCUCCGUUGACCCCUAUGAUGGAGUUUUUAUACAUUCCGAACUUACCAAGACGCUCAAGGCUUUUGUCAUGGAUGGAGAGAUGCAUAUCCUCUAUGUCUUCACUCCAGUUCAAGAUUUUGGCAUCGUAGUCAACUGGCAAGUGUUUCGCAACGAGAUGGACGCUUUAGAUGAGAGUGGGCUUCGAGUCCUUGGCUUUCUGGGUAUCAAGCCGACUGCCGUUCUCAAGUUUGCUCAGGGAGUUCCACUUAAGGAGAGUACACCCGAAGAGAAAGAACUGGCCCGUGUAUACCGUCGUUUCUAUCUUGCCAUGCAGCUUCGGGAUCUGUGCAAUGAGAUGCCGAUACAUGUGGUUGCUCGAAAGUACGACUCGCCUCGAGGUUCUGUGCAAACACUUGCGCAGACAUGUCAGGGUUUCGCGGCAGGCAUGAUUAAGUUUUGCGAGCACAUGGGAUGGGGUGUCAUGGCUGCUGCCUUGGAACACUUUUCGGACAGGCUGAUGGCUGGUGCAAGGACGGAUCUGCUGGAGCUCGCCAAGAUUCCUUUCAUCAAGAGCCGCACAGCUCGAGUCUUUUGGGAAAACGGAUAUCGAACCGUCGGUGCUAUAGCAAACGCCGAUCCAAAGGAAUUGGUUCUGAUUCUGAUGCAGGCCCAGCCAAAUAAACUGCGGAUCAAGGGAAAAGUCGACGAGAUAUACGAAGAAAAGCUACUUGCCAAGGCGAACGUGAUAUCAGCUUCGGCGAAUCGACUAUGGCGUAAGUGGUCACAUCUCGUCAAUGCAAGUUGCGAUUCUGCAUUUACCCGUGUUAACUGUGUGUCUAGAAGUUCAAUUGCAGGCCGAAAUGGCCGAAGAAUGAAUGGGCUCUAUUAUGUGAUUACUUCCAAAUUGUUUGGUGUCUUUUGUUGGCAGAUUUAUGUUAGGAAGUCAUAUACCUUAAUCGGCGCUUUUACAAAGAGAUAUAUUCUGUUUCUAGCACCUGUACAAGCAAGCUACCUAAAUUCAUAUCAUAACAAGGGGAUUCUGCCCCCAACGGCAACGUCAACGGAUGAAAUAAACUCUAAAUCACUGUCUCUCAAAACUUCACUCCGCCUUCUCUGCAGCCCAAAACGGCCUGGAUGCUUUACUUCUAUAAUUUCCAUCAUCGAUUUCUAAGACAACAAAAAAAAAAAAAACAUGUCCUCGCUUGCGCAACUAACAUAAUGAUCUCUCUAAUGCAUUGCCCAAUGUUGCUCAUCCGCCGCUCGCAGAAAACCUUGUUCAUGAACCCCGUCACCUCAUCUAGUCAGCCAAGACAUUCCUCAGCAUAAUCAGGAAAUUCUCCUUGAGCUUGUGGACCUCGGAAAUCGGCGGCUUCACAGGCUCUCCCGCUGAACGACGCAGACGGUCACGCUUCUUAGCUCGUCUCUGCCUCUCAGCAUCUAUCGGAUCCAUGUCGUCUUCCUCCUCCGCCUCAGUCUCCGAACCAUCGUCGUAUGCCAAGUCCUCUAGGUCUUCGCCGUCGAGGCCGAAAUCGGACGAGCUGAAGCCGGUCGGCAUCAUGUCGCUGCCUGGCGCUCCCUCCGCUGCCAUCUUCUGCUGCGUCUUGUCGCUAUGCCACUUCUUCCGGGCCUCUUGCCAUGCAAUCAGGGCGUUGAUCUCCUCCACGGCCUUCUCCUUGUUG
Molecule: messenger RNA, 3556 nt
Organism: Trichoderma virens Gv29-8
Lineage: Eukaryota; Fungi; Ascomycota; Sordariomycetes; Hypocreales; Hypocreaceae
Exons: 12
Coding region: 1-3048 (1015 amino acids)
Molecular function (GO): ATP binding; nucleic acid binding
Source: RefSeq, a predicted model, not a curated record